AGCCUUUUUAUCACCAGCAUGCGGGUGAAGAGGAGCAGUGUUGUUGAAAGGUUCAGACAGAGAACCAACAUAAGAAAGGGGCUCCUGGAACGGGAAGGUUUCUUACACCCUGAAGACGAGGUCAAGAGAGAACACCCAGCCUCAGCCUGCUGAAAGACAUUCAGCAGGAUGGAACUGUGGGCCUGUGUUUUCCUGGCAUUUGCUGCUGCUGCUUCGUCUGCAUACUGGGAGAAGGAUCCCACACUCAACAGGCACUGGGAGCUUUGGAAGAAAAAGUAUGACAAAACAUACAAAAAUGAGAAAGAGGAAGGAGGUCGACGUAUGACUUGGGAAAGGAAUCUGCAGUUUAUCAUGUUGCAUAACCUCGAACAUUCGCUGGGGUUACAUUCCUAUGAACUUGGCAUGAAUCAUCUGGGGGAUAUGACCAGUGAGGAGGUGACUGCUAUGUUGACUGGGUUGAAAGUUCCUGACUCGCGCAUGCACAAUUCAACAUAUUAUGUGUCAAGUCUGGGAGUCCUCCCCGACACUGUAGACUGGAGGGAGAAAGGGUGUGUCACAGAUGUUAAGAACCAGGGUGCAUGUGGUGCAUGCUGGGCCUUUAGCGCUGUUGGGGCCCUGGAAGGCCAGCUAAAACUCAAAACAGGGAAACUGGUGUCUCUCAGUGCACAAAACCUUGUUGACUGUUCCAGCAAGUAUGGAAACCAUGGGUGCAAUGGAGGCUACAUGGACGCUGCCUUCCAGUAUAUCAUAGACAACAAAGGCAUUGAUUCGGAAGCUUCCUACCCAUAUGAAGCCAAGAAUGGAAUGUGUCACUAUGACCCUUCUGCACGAGCUGCUACCUGCUCUAAAUACGUUACUCUCCCAUCUGGAGAUGAAGCUGCCCUGAAGGAUGCCGUAGCCAAUGUUGGCCCUGUAUCAGUUGGUAUAAAUGCAAGUCUAAUGUCAUUCUUCCUGUUUAAGCGAGGUGUAUAUGAUGAUCCAAAGUGUUCUCAGCAUAUAAAUCAUGGAGUUGUCGUAAUUGGAUAUGGAACAGAAGAAGGCAAAGAAUAUUGGCUUGUGAAGAAUAGUUGGGGUCCAAGUUUUGGCGAUGAAGGAUUCAUUAAAAUUGCAAGGAAUCAUGGGAAUCGCUGUGGCAUUGCCAGCCAGUGCUCCUAUCCACUAAUCUAGAGAGGAUUUCCAGCUCACAAUGGAUUGUUCAUCACUGAAAGAACAGCCCAUUAGGCAACUAAUCUUUAGAGUUUUUUAAAAAAUCAAACUGCUCUGUUUUAAGAAGAGUGAUUGGUCUCCAAAGGCAAGGUCUUCCUGUCAGCUCCACCGGGUAGAUCUGAGACAAGGAGCCAAAAUGAUGAUUUAUCCUGGUUUAUCUUGGUAUUUGCUAAGCAAUCCUGGUUUAUCUUGGUAUUUGCUAAGCACUCCCUGGGCGCUGUGGGGCUUAAUCAGUUAAUAAUGUAAUGUCUGUAGUCCUGUUCUGAACAACCCAAGCUUUAUGUAAUUGCCGGGUAGUACCUAUCACUGUUACAACCUCAAGGUAUGUUGGAAUAAAAGCUGUGUCAGGUAAAUACAGAAACAAACAAAAACCUUCUGUGACUCCAGAAAUGGCAAGCAAGCCACUUUACAAUGAUGGAUGGGGAAUCCUUUGUCAGCCCGAGGGUCACAUUUCCUUCUGCAUAACCAUUAAAGGCCGCAUACCAGUAGUGAGCAUUGGCAAGAGGCAAAAGUGGGCAGGGCAACACAUGCAAAUGUUACCUUUGCACAGUAGGCUACAGUUUCUACACUUACAUUUCUCCAUGAUCCUCCAUCCAGAUAAUCAAGAGGCAUUAUUGCUGUUCAAAGACACAUUUGCGGCAAGGCAAAAACACCUGAGGUGCAAAAACAGGGCCAGUGCUUGAGUGUGGCCUGAGGAAAGUUCUGAGGCCCAGAGAAAGGGUUAUGGAAUACAAUACAAUAAAACUAAUAAUUGGUGAUUAUUUGUUUUUGAUGUGGGUUAAAGCCACUUUAGUUGGAACCAUCUUGGUGGAAAAGGCAGAAAUGUGGAUUUAUUACAUAAUUCUGGAGUGGGUGAAUAAAAUGUCAGCUCAGCA
This is a messenger RNA of Zootoca vivipara (common lizard), 2081 nucleotides long. RefSeq names its product cathepsin S (gene CTSS). Gene Ontology annotation, biological process: proteolysis. Gene Ontology annotation, molecular function: cysteine-type peptidase activity. The record is from RefSeq and is a predicted model, not a curated record. NCBI's taxonomy places the organism in Eukaryota, Metazoa, Chordata, Lepidosauria, Squamata, Lacertidae.